UAGAUUAAUAGAAAAUUUAAUUUACUCAUUCUUUUUUUUCAAAUACAUGAUGAUGUGACGACCAUGGAAAGCAUUUAAAUCUCGUUUUCUAUUGAAAUUUCGUUAUCGGUUUUUUUUCUCAAGUUUUUUUUCUAAAUACCAACGAAAAUUAAAAACAAACAAUGAUGGGUGAAGAAAUACAGCAAUCAAUUUUCGAGGUAAAAGAACCGGAAAGUGAAAAAUUGAAAAGUUUUAAAAAAAUCGAAUACGAAGUUGCCGAUGUUGGCAAAGUGAUGGAAGAAUUGAAAGUUGAAUUGAUAAAAAUUAUUAAAGGCGAUCCAAAACAGGAAACAACGGCCAUACAUAAAGUAUUCAUUAAUGAUGAACUUGUACGUGAAAUGGAUUUCGUUAAUGAUGUAGUGAUUAAAUCUGAUUCACGAUAUGAACCAUGGACCUUUCUACGAAUGGAUCAAUCAACAUUUAAACAGAUGCAACAGCAACAUUUUUUCGAUAUUAUCAACACGUUUCGUUUUUAUAAAAGUUAUAAUAUGAAAAAAGUACAAAAACGAAUCGAUUUUGUUGGCUCAAUGUCCACAAAAUAUCAACAAUUGUUGCAAAAUUAUUCCAAACAUUUGACUAAAGUUCAACAUUGUAUUGUACAUAAUUAUGAAAUAAUUAAAGUGAUCAUUGGCGAUGCAGCUAAAAUAUUUCGUAAUCAUGUUUUUCUCAAAGACAAUAGAAAAGAAUCCAAUCAUUCAUUGAUAAUGAAAUUGGAAAAAGAUCUUGACAUUUCUCGUAUCGAUUCUAUAUUGAAUCAAAUUGUUCGUGAAUGGUGUCAUGAAGGCGCUACAGAACGUGAAUCAUGUUUCCAGCCAAUAUUGAAUACAAUUGAAGAAUAUUUUCCUUCACUUGUGAAUCGAAAUCAAAUCAGAAUUCUGGUUCCUGGAGCUGGCCUAGGAAGAUUACCAUACGAAAUAGCUAAACGUGGUUAUUCAUGUCAAGGAAAUGAAUUCAGUCUGAUGAUGCUAUUCGUUGCCAAUUUUAUAUUGAAUAAAAUUGAUUCUACCGAUAUGUUUACAUUUUAUCCAUGGAUAUCACAUUUUUCAAACAAUCUUCAAUCUGAUCAUCAAACAAUACCGAUAAAAUUUCCCGAUGUUAAUCCUGCGACGAUUUCGAAAGAUGUAGAUUUUUCAAUGGUUGCUGGUUCAUUUACGGAAAUAUUUAACAACCAACAACAGCAUAAAAAUGACCAAUUUGAUUGUAUUGUCACUUGUUUCUUUUUGGAUACAGCACAAAAUAUCAUAAAUUAUGUGGAAACCAUUGACAAUAUUCUUAAAUCAGAUGGUGGUUUAUGGAUAAAUUUUGGUCCAUUACUUUAUCAUUAUGCCGAUUCAUCACAAGAUUCAUCAAUCGAACCUAGCUAUGAAAUUGUCAAAGAAAUUAUUGAAUCAUUUGGUUUUAAAUUUUUACAGGAAAAAACUAAUCAAACUUGUUAUUAUACUAGAAAUCCAAAUUCAUUGGUUUCAUAUGAAUAUCAUUCGAUUUUUUUUGUUUGUCGUAAAUAAAUUUCUUUUUAUUUUUAAA
Messenger RNA from Dermatophagoides farinae (American house dust mite), 1563 nucleotides. RefSeq names its product carnosine N-methyltransferase. Lineage: Eukaryota; Metazoa; Arthropoda; Arachnida; Sarcoptiformes; Pyroglyphidae. Gene Ontology annotation, cellular component: cytosol; nucleus. Gene Ontology annotation, molecular function: carnosine N-methyltransferase activity. The record is from RefSeq and is a predicted model, not a curated record. Gene Ontology annotation, biological process: carnosine metabolic process.